GGGGGGGGGGUCGCGAUGAGGCGGGCGGAGCACGGGCACACCACCGCCGCUACCGCAGCGCUGCACUGUCCACUGGGCGUAUCCAUGAGCACGGGCGCCGGCGGCUGGGGCACGGCCGCCGCAUGCCAAAAGGCUGCGGGAGGGCAUGAAAGGAGGGCGCGCAAGCGCGCGCCCGGACAGCUGACUCACACAGAGACACUCACGCACCAUGCCAGGGAGUGAGCGCAUUUGUUCGUUCGUUGCGUUAUCUAUUUGCCACGAGAGAGAGAGAGAGAGAGAGACCGAUGUAUUCUGUGUAUUGCAGUGGUCCCAUGAGAGUGAGAGUGUUAAACACAGUUGUAUGUCAUAUGCACGAGAGAGCAC
This is a messenger RNA of Emiliania huxleyi CCMP1516, 363 nucleotides long. RefSeq lists its product as hypothetical. The transcript has a single exon. The coding region runs from base 16 to 222 and encodes 68 amino acids. NCBI's taxonomy places the organism in Eukaryota, Haptophyta, Isochrysidales, Noelaerhabdaceae. The record is from RefSeq and is a predicted model, not a curated record.